Fundulus heteroclitus (mummichog) is the source of this 2607-nucleotide messenger RNA. RefSeq names its product fibulin 1 (gene fbln1). Gene Ontology annotation, molecular function: peptidase activator activity; calcium ion binding. Gene Ontology annotation, cellular component: extracellular region. Lineage: Eukaryota; Metazoa; Chordata; Actinopteri; Cyprinodontiformes; Fundulidae. The record is from RefSeq and is a predicted model, not a curated record. Gene Ontology annotation, biological process: extracellular matrix organization.
AGACGCUCCAGUCACGCUGGCUGCAAACUGCGACUUCCUCCAUCACAUCCACUUCUUUUUUUUUUCCUCCUUCCUCCACACGCUCGGUCCUUUCUUAUUUAAAGGAGCGCUGCGUUGUAGCCACACAACACCAUAAAACAUCAUCGCGGGAGCAGAUCAGAUCGGCCACCUUUUUUUUCCCCCCUCUCCUGAUCUCGGAACGCCGAUGGCUCUGCGUGUGGCGCUGCUCUGCGCUCUGGUCGGACUUCUCCUUGGACAAGGAUAGCACAGGAGCAGUGCUGUGUGUCAGUUCUGGAGCAUAACAUGUGCUCCACUGGCAUCAACGUGGCAAAAGACCAGGGAGUCUGUGAUUCUCUGCUCGCUGGCACCUGUGAGUCCAAGACAACAAAGAUGUGCUGUGACUGUUGUCUUCUGGGAAAGGCAGCCCACGAGCUGAACAUACCCUGUGACCACAACCUGUCUGUAGGUUACCAGUGCAGCCUGGUAUCACGGGCCUGCUGCACCGCUGGGGCCUUAGACAACCAGACGGCAGAACUUGGACAGUCUGAAUUACUCAACAAGGAUGACACCGCUCGAAACGGAGGUACAUCAGGGGCAGACGCUGCAUGCAAAGGAAAGUGCGAUCAUCUCUGUGUUGGGAAUGACACCUGCGUCUGCAGGAUAGGCUAUAAACUCAAACCCGAUGGGAGGAGCUGUGAAGACAUCAACGAGUGCUUGCUGGGAUCCAGUAACUGUCGGGGCGGAGAGCGUUGCAUCAACACCGAGGGCUCCUUCCGCUGCAUGAGAGAGGUCAGCUGUGGGACCGGCUAUGAGCUCACUGAAAACAACAACUGCAAAGACAUCGACGAGUGUGAGACGGGCAUCCACAACUGUGGUGAGCAGUUCAUGUGCCAAAACUCCCAGGGCUCUUUCCGUUGUGUCCCUAAGACCACGUGCAGCAGUGGCUUCAUCCAGGACGCGCUGGGAAACUGCAUUGACAUCAACGAAUGCGUCUCCCAGACUAGUCCGUGCCACAGAGGGCAGAUCUGCGUUAACACGGUCGGCUCCUACAUCUGCCAGAGAAACUCCGUGAACUGCGGUCGGGGAUACCACCUCAACGACGACGGCACGCGCUGUAUUGAUAUUGACGAGUGUAAAGGACCCGAAGAAGUCUGUGUAGGUCAUGCUUGCAUCAACCAGCUGGGCUCGUACCGCUGCGAGUGUGAAGCUGGAUACAACUUUAACAGCAUGACCCGGCUCUGUGAAGAUAUUAAUGAGUGCAGGCACUACCCUGGACGUCUGUGUGCUCAUAAAUGUGACAACACCCCAGGGUCCUACCAGUGUAGCUGCACCACGGGAUUCAAACUGGCUAAAGACGGCAGGAAUUGUGACGAUUUGAAUGAGUGCGAGAGUAACCCUUGCAGUCAAGAAUGCGCCAACGUGUACGGCUCCUACCAGUGUUACUGUCGACGAGGCUACCAGCUCAGCGACAUCGAUGGCAUGACGUGUGAAGACAUAGAUGAAUGUGCCCUUCCUACUGGAGGCCAUAUUUGCUCCUAUCGCUGUCACAACACCCCAGGCAGCUUCCACUGCUCCUGUCCUGUCAACGGCUACACCUUGGCCGGGAACGGGCGCAGCUGCCAGGAUGUUGACGAAUGUGUAACGGGGAUACACACGUGCACAGAGAAUGAGAGCUGCUUCAACAUACAGGGAGGGUACAAGUGCCUCUCCUUUGAAUGUCCCAGUAACUACAGACGUGUUGGACAGACAGCCCCAAGGCUUGAACGCUCUGACACCGUCCGCUGUGUAAAGUCCUGCCAGCCCAAUGACAUCGCCUGCAUUCUGGAUCCAACACUCUCCCUUUCCCACACCUUCAUUUCCUUGCCCACCUUCAGAGAGUUCACAAGGCCAGAAGAAAUUGUUUUCCUGAGAACAACAGUUCCGGCUUACGGAUCGUACCACUUAGGUACUUAUGACGUCAAGUUUGACAUCCUAGAGGGCAACAUGGAGAACGCCUUUGACAUCAUCAAGCGAGUGGAGAACGGGGUGUAUGUGGGUGUUGUUCGCCAAGUAAAGUCUUUGAUUGGUCCAAGGGAAACGGUACUGAAACUUUCCAUGCGGAAUCUGACAACCCAGGGUGAAUCUGGCCAGAACAUCAUCAAUGUUCACAUCUUUGUGUCAGAGUUCUGGUUCUGAAAAGAAGAUAACAUAUUUACAACUCAUACUGCAACAUCCAUUCUUAACACUGUACAUGUUGUUGUGUGAUGAAGGCAUAAGUCAGUGUCAGGGGUUUAAUUGUAUGUUUUGACAAUGUCAAGUAAUUCUGACUGUAGUUGAGAUUAAAAGGCCACUGCUUGCUUUUGAUGAAAGCUCUGUACUAUGUUGAAAAUAAAUUCCGAUAAAAGUGCACAAUUAUUGAGAACACUUAUGCUAUGUUGUCAGUAUAAACACGUCAGAGAUGCAGACAUGCUGUUUGUUUGAAUGCAUGUGAAGAAUUAAUCUAAUCAUUUUUUUUUUUACAUUUCAACUCUUUGUUUUAUAAUUUUAUAUAUAUAUUUUCAGUCUAAAUGUACUAAAUGUAUUUUUGUAUUCAAGCAUUUAUUACAGAAUAAACCCUUUUAUAUGGUA